Molecule: messenger RNA, 1652 nt
Organism: Setaria italica (foxtail millet)
Lineage: Eukaryota; Viridiplantae; Streptophyta; Magnoliopsida; Poales; Poaceae
Product: L-lactate dehydrogenase
Exons: 2
Coding region: 87-1151 (354 amino acids)
Biological process (GO): carboxylic acid metabolic process
Cellular component (GO): cytoplasm
Molecular function (GO): L-lactate dehydrogenase (NAD+) activity
Source: RefSeq, a predicted model, not a curated record
GUCAUCUCCAUUCCAUUCCAUUCCUCACCAUUGAACAACAAGAACAAUCACUAUAAUCAGAUCCCAAAAACCAAGCAGCAAGAGCGAUGAAGAAGGCUUCGUCGCUGUCGGAGCUGGGGUUCGACGCGGGCGACGCGUCGUCGGGCUUCUUCCGCCCCGUGUCCGACGACGCCACCGCCACGCCGACGUCGCACCGCCGGAGGCUCACCAAGGUGUCUGUGAUCGGCGCCGGCAACGUGGGCAUGGCCAUCGCGCAGACCAUCCUGACGCGGGACCUCGCCGACGAGAUCGCGCUGGUGGACGCGGUCCCGGACAAGCUCCGCGGGGAGAUGCUGGACCUGCAGCACGCGGCGGCGUUCCUGCCGCGGACGCGCCUCGUCUCCGACACGGAUCUGGCCGUCACCAGGGGCUCCGACCUCGCCAUCGUCACCGCGGGGGCGCGCCAGAUCCCCGGCGAGACGAGGCUCAACCUGCUGCAGCGGAACGUGGCGCUCUUUAGGAAGAUCGUGCCGGCGCUGGCGGAGCACUCGCCGGAGGCGCUGCUGCUCGUCGUGUCCAACCCCGUCGACGUGCUCACCUACGUGGCCUGGAAGCUGUCGGGGUUCCCGGCGAGCCGCGUCAUCGGGUCCGGCACCAACCUCGACUCCUCAAGGUUCAGGUUCCUCCUCGCCGAGCACCUCGACGUCAACGCGCAGGACGUGCAGGCGUACAUGGUCGGCGAGCACGGCGACAGCUCGGUGGCGGUGUGGUCGAGCGUCAGCGUGGCGGGGAUGCCGGUGCUCAAGUCGCUGCAGGCGAGCCACCGCUGCUUCGACGAGGAGGCGCUCGAGGGCAUCCGCCGCUCCGUCGUCGACAGCGCCUACGAGGUGAUCAGCCUCAAGGGCUACACCUCUUGGGCCAUCGGCUACUCCGUCGCCAGCCUCGCCGCCUCGCUCCUCCGGGACCAGCGCCGCAUCCACCCCGUCUCCGUCCUCGCCAGGGGGUUCCACGGCAUCGCGCCCGAGAACGACGUCUUCCUCAGCCUGCCCGCAAGGCUCGGACGCGGCGGCGUGCUCGGCGUCGCGGAGAUGGAGCUCACCGAGGAGGAGGCCAAGAAGCUCCGCCGCUCCGCCAAGACGCUCUGGGAGAACUGCCAGCAGCUCGGCCUCUGAUCUUUAAUUCAUUGGGAUCCAUCUCACUGUGUUUUGGAUCGGGUUCCUUGCUAUUGCUACCCCACGCUGCCGCGUCGCCUUUUUCAAUGUUAGACUUCAUUCAUGUGCUUUCUCGUUAAGGGCUCGUUUGGUGCCAUCCGGCUCCGGCUCGCCGGUCCGUGAGGGCGAGGAGGGAGAAACAAAACCAACUUCCGUGAACAUUGUAGCUACAAUAUAUGAAUAGUGGUGUAUGUCAAGUGAAGUCGGAGUCGGUGGGAGCUUCACCAAACUAGACCUAACUAUAUGAAUAGUGGUGUAUGUCAGGGGAAGUCGGAGUCGGUGGGAGCUUCACCAAACUAGACCUCAUAUAGUGGUAGACCUCAUAUAGUGGUGUAUGUCAAGGGGAAGUCGGAGUCGGUGGGAGCUUCACCAAACUAGACCUAACUGUUCCUGCGGUUUAUUUUUACUGAAAAGUUUAGUGUUCAAGCACCAUAUAUUCAGCUUACCUGAACAAUUUGCACA